CCCGAUGACGCAUACACCGACAUCUCGCGAGACUCCGCGCGAUUUCCCAGGCAGCAGUGUGGUGUGGCGUGUGCGCGAGAGAGACAAGGGGGAAAGAUGGCGACGCAGGAGAGCGAAGCGACGAAAGACACCGUGAGCAACGGCGAGGUGAGCAGCAAUGGAACUGUUGCAGCAACAGAUGGCCAGACUGUGGAAACAGCUGGAAAUGCACAGGACCCUCAGCAGCAGCAACAAGCACCAAAUGCCUGGCAGGUUAUUAAAGGAGUCCUCUUCAGAAUCUUCAUAAUCUGGGCGAUCAGUAGUUGGUUCCGCCGAGGGCCAUCCACGCCUGACCCCAACACACCAGCUGGGGCACCCAGAGUACCCAGCAGGAACCUCUUCCCCAAGGAAACCCUCAUGGACCUGUAUGUUUAUGUGUCCCAGGAGGAGGUGUUCUCUGACUUCAACAACACAGACUCCCUGUUCUGGUUCCAAAGGGACCUCAUCUAUGGAGACUGGAACAUGGGAGAAGACAGGGACGGCUGCUACCAGCACAAUGAGGAGAUCGACAUCCCAGAGGAGGUUCAGCAGAACGGUUCCCUUUACAUUCACGUGUACUUCACUAAAAGUGGAUUCCACCCAGACCCUAAACGCAAGGGACAGUAUCGAAGACUGGCAACAGUUCAUUCAACACGAAUGCUGAAUAAAUUCAAACGAAGAAAAUUUAUGAAGACCAAGAAUCUGCUAACAGGAGAAACAGAAGCAGAUCCUGAAAUGAUCAAGCGAGCAGAGAGCCACGGUCCAGUGGAGAUUAUUUCUCAUUGGCAUCCCAACCUCACCAUCAACAUGGUAGAUGACCACACAGCCUGGGUCAAAGGCUCUGUCCCACCUCCUCUAGACCAACAUGUGAAGUUUGAUGCAGUCAGUGGCGACUACUACCCCAUCGUGUACUUCAACGACUACUGGAACCUGCAGAAAGAUUACUACUCCAUCAACGAGACCCUGACAAAGCUGCCGCUGCGUCUCAACUACUGCCCACUGUCCUUGUGGCGCUGGCAGCUGUAUGCUGCCCAAAACGCUCGCUCACCAUGGAAUUUCCUGCCUGAGGACACUUACGAGCAGUCUGACGAAGACCAGGACUCUGUGAAGGUGGCCCUUUUGGAAACCAACCCAUACCUGCUGGGACUCACCAUCGUUGUCUCCAUUGUACACAGCAUCUUUGAGUUUCUUGCCUUCAAGAACGACAUCCAGUUCUGGAACAGCAGACAGUCUCUUGAAGGUCUUUCUGUCCGCUCCAUCAUAUUUGGAGUGUUUCAGUCCCUGGUAGUGCUGCUGUACAUUCUGGACAACGAAACCAACUUUGUGGUGCAGGUCAGCGUCUUCAUCGGUCUUCUCAUUGACUUGUGGAAAAUCACCAAGGUCAUGGAUGUCAAGCUGGACAGAGAGAACAAAAUCCUAGGGAUAUUCCCAAGAUUAGUAUUCAAAGACAAGUCAACAUAUGUGCAGUCUUCAACCAAAAUCUACGACGACAUGGCCUUCAAGUACCUGUCAUGGCUGCUCUACCCUCUGUUUGGCUGCUAUGCUGUCUACAGUUUAUUGUACGUAGAGCACAAAGGCUGGUACUCAUGGGUUCUCAGCAUGCUCUAUGGCUUCUUGUUAACCUUUGGUAAGUAAGACAUUUAUACACUACUAAUGUUUAUUCAAUAUAAGAUAGAAGAAUUAUAA
Molecule: messenger RNA, 1704 nt
Organism: Paralichthys olivaceus (Japanese flounder)
Lineage: Eukaryota; Metazoa; Chordata; Actinopteri; Pleuronectiformes; Paralichthyidae
Source: RefSeq, a predicted model, not a curated record